Messenger RNA from Nicotiana tabacum (common tobacco), 1324 nucleotides. RefSeq names its product putative dolichyl-diphosphooligosaccharide--protein glycosyltransferase subunit 3B. The record is from RefSeq and is a predicted model, not a curated record. Lineage: Eukaryota; Viridiplantae; Streptophyta; Magnoliopsida; Solanales; Solanaceae. Gene Ontology annotation, cellular component: oligosaccharyltransferase complex.
UACACUGAAACCCUUUUUUCCUGCAUCCAACUCCUCCAUUUUCUCACCUACAAAUGGCGAUCUCUACAACCCCAACAUCCUUUUUCCUCAUCGCCAUCCUCGUACUCCUCGUACCCAUCAACCACUCCUUUUCCUCCUCCUCCAACGGCGGCGACAUUCACUCGGAGCUAACCGAUCUCCGAUCUCAAUCUCCCACCGGCGUAAUCCACCUUUCCGACCAACUCCUCCGGCGAAUCCUCACCGUUAAAACCCCACGACCCUUCAAUUUCGUCAUAUUCUUCGACGCUAAACAACUCCAUUCAAAACCUGAACUCUCACUCCCCACUCUGAAAGAUGAAUUUAACCUUCUAUCCUCCUCUUUUUACACAAAUAACCCUGAAAACGUCAAGCUGUUUUUUUUCACUAUCGAAUUUCAAGAAUCACAAACUUCAUUCGCUUUAUUCGGGGUUAAUUCAUUACCCCAUUUACGUUUAAUCCCACCUUCAGCUAUUGAUCUUAAAAAAGAUUCGAUUCAAAUGGAUGGUUCUGAUUUAGCCAGGUUAGCUGAAUCAAUGGCUGAAUUUGUUGAAGCUAAGGCAAAGAUUAAUGUGGGUCCCAUUCACAGACCACCGAUGAUUUCGAAGAAACAGAUUAUGGGUAUUGUUGCUCUAGGGCUGGUUUUAAGUCCGUUUUUGGUGAAAAAGAUUGUUUCGGGUGAUACCAUUUUGCACGAUAAGCACGUGUGGAUGGCCGGGUCGAUUUUCAUCUACUUUUUCAGUGUUUCGGGUGCAAUGUUUAAUAUAAUUAGGAAAAUGCCGAUGUUUAUGGUGGAUAGAGAGGAUCCGGGGAAGUUGGUUUACUUUUACCAAGGUUCAGGGAUGCAGUUGGGAGCUGAAGGAUUCGCGGUCGGGUUCUUGUACUCCAUUGUCGGGUUGUUGUUGGCUUUUAUGAUUCAUGUUCUUGUGAGGCUAAAGAGUAGGACUGUGCAGAGGGUGGUGAUGCUUUUUGCAUUGUUCGUUUCGUUUUGGGCUGUGAAGAAGGUGAUUCAUUUGGAUAAUUGGAAGACCGGAUAUGGUAUUCAUGCUUACUGGCCUUCGAGUUGGAAUUGAUCGUGCCAAUGUGGUAUGUCUUACUGACCGAGUCAUUUGGCUGCUAUCAUUAGGUAAGAGAUCUGUACCAGUUUAUACAAUAUGUUGACAGAGAAGUUUUAGCUUGUUUCGAGAUGGGUGGAUUUUAUGACUUGUAUGGAAGCAUUUCAUGUUCUAAUUGAAGUUUUGAAAAUGGAUUACGUACUAUUUUGUACUUUGUAAUCUAUCUAUCCAUUUGCUUACUGCUUUGACAUUUA